Messenger RNA from Girardinichthys multiradiatus, 3239 nucleotides. It is a transcript of the gene fam149b1, whose product is annotated as family with sequence similarity 149 member B1. Lineage: Eukaryota; Metazoa; Chordata; Actinopteri; Cyprinodontiformes; Goodeidae. The coding region runs from base 438 to 2477 and encodes 679 amino acids. The transcript is spliced from 16 exons. The record is from RefSeq and is a predicted model, not a curated record. Gene Ontology annotation, biological process: protein localization to cilium; cilium assembly.
CGCGCUUAUGAAGUCACGUCUCCAUGACAGCCGUGCUAUUGUUGACGUUUGUGCUAACGUUAGCAUCGUAAAUUCUCGAAGUUUAGUCUUUAAGAAACGCAGACGGAUAAAUCUUUGACCACACACGAUUAUUAUUGGUUUAGCGAGACGAGGCUGACGAUGAGUCACCUCUUAGAAGUGCUGCGGCACCACCUUUACUUUAUAGUGUUUUUGUGUCAUCGUCCAUGCAACGCUAGUUAGCCUAUUUCCAAGCGUAGCCUCCCCCUCUAACGUUAGCCGCAGCCCCGUCCAAUAUUCCAGAUCCAGGCUUUUACCUGGUGGGGACCUAGAGGGGGACUGGAGGAGAUGUUGGAGCUCCCUCCCUGUUCGCAGAGAGUCCAUGGAGAGGAGGCGAGGAUGAGAGACGUGGGCUCGAGCCCUUGAAACGGAGAGAAAGGAUGAUUUCUCGGUACAACAGGAGAGCAGUAUCGCAUAAACUUGAGAUUCGUGGUUUGUCUCGAAGCAGCCUCGAUCACCACCCUCUCCCUGAAGAAGUAAACGAAAUCCAAACCCCUCCGCACUACCUCCAUGACCUGCAGGAAGCUGUCUCCGCACACAACAGCUCACAGACGUCUGCCGCCUCAGACCGCUCCGACUGCCCGACCGUCAUCUCAGUGUCAUCCAACCAGUCCUGGUCCGGUAUUCACAGCUCCACAGGAACCGGUAUCUCCACAGAAAGGAGCUCCGUUUUCUCCUGGGGCUAUGAUGAGUUCGACAAGGCGGCAUCGCGGCAGGUGCAGCAGAUGUUUGAUGAGAUUGACACCGAGCUGUACGAAGGGAGAGGCAGUGGGGAAGGGAUACUCCAGGGGCUGCAGGACGAAUGCCAGGAGUGGACCACACGCUUUCCGCAUCUUCGGAUUGUGGGGACUCAGCUUUUGUGUCCCACGGAUGAGGGCUUCCAGUGGUACGCCACUCCAGGGACCGUCAGCCCUGCCAGCAGCCCGUCAGCAGGCAGAAAAAGUGCUGUGAAGUGCCAAGGCAAAGAGAAAGGGGGUGCAGAGUUGAAUAUUCAGGGCAGGAAAGCUGGGCUGAUCAAAUUCUCAUCAUCUGCGUUUGAUGGCCUUCCUAACAACACCUCCAGCAGCUAUGACCAGUCAAGAGUGAUCGACGUAGAGGGUGUGAUGGAGGAAUAUCUGGCUUUUGAUGGCAGUGACUUGAAUGAUGAUCGUUAUGAGGAAUGUUUGGAGUCAGCUCGGAGGCAUCACAGUCUGCCCCCUGUUUCACCGUACCGCUGUCGCCGUCAGGCUGUUCUCGACUUGCUGUUUGAUGAUGUUUGGCAGGAGCUGGUUGGUUGGAUGAAAGAGCUGGUGCAACGUCACUGGGAGUGCGGCACCUCCCAUGAAGAAACCAUUUGUGGGAACCUGAGCCAUGUGCAACCAAACACUCAGAAUCCUUUUAUGCUGCUCUCCACGCUGCCCACCGUGCUUCCAAAACUCGGUCAGAGCCGGGUGCCACCUCUUGCAGCUGGACCACAGCUCCAGAACACAAAGUCAAGGGGCUCAAAGCACAAAUCCAGACGGAAAUCCAAACAGCAGAAAAGACCUUCCGCUGUUGUUAGGGCGCCUGUGGGGGCAACAGCAACGCAGCACAACUUGAAUGACCUCAUUGUGAUUCACAGCAUCCCCCUGCAGCAGAGAAACUUGGCCGUGCUGGAGAGAAGCCAGGAGCCGGACGAGCGUGCGUCUCACAGACCAGGCUCUAGCGCUGUCCCUUCCAGCAAACCUCGUCCUCGCAGAGCCCUGGAGCAGAGUUCUUCCUCGCUGUCCCGCCCACUGCAGUCAGCUCGCCGCCGAAACCCUCCUCCCCGGAACCUACUGCCCCUUGUUCAAAGCUUGAGUCAGUCCGGCACAGGAGGAUACCUAGAUGAGGUUAUCCGGGGGACACGUCUAACCACAGCCAGCGACCGAUUAACAUCGCCGUUGUUGCCCCUGAGCCGCAACACUCCCCUGCCCCCCAUCGGAACCGGAGAAUCUGAGUCGUCUCAUCCAGGGCUGCUGUCAAAGGUCACACAGCGUCAAAAAGGCCCCUCCAGCCGUGCCCACAGUGCUAUACACGAUGAAGCUCGCGGUUCCAUACCGAGGGACCGUCACCACAUACUAGAUGUCUUCUCUCGCCCCAACACAACACACACAUACAGGUCAGACACUCCGUAUCGUAGUUCCUUCACUGUGCUGGACAACAUCGGGCAGGGCCGGCCAGGCAGAGCAUCUGUGGGCACAGACUCUCUGGGCAUCGGUGUGACAGGUAUCAGUCUUGGGAUCAGCAGCUCAUCUUUCUUGGACUCAUUUCCUCACCACCAGCACUCGCCCAUCAAAAACGAAGACGAGCCUGAGCCUCAGGCCCAUGUCACAGUAGGUGCUCUGGUUCCUGCGUCUGUUCCACCUCGUUCCUACACCAGAGGAGGCAUCUCAUCCAGAUCCAGCAGGCCUUGCUUGUAGUUUGCCCCUGAUCUCCACAACCGCCGUGUUAAUAAUCUUUCCCUGCAUUUUCUGUGCCCUCUGUCUUGAAUUUCUUUAUUUAUUUUUUUUAGAAUUUUGCCUGGAUUGCAUUUUUAAGACCUAUUUUUGUAUUUCAGAAAUCCCCUUACGGGCCUGCCAAACAUGAAAAUCGAUCAGUCUUUUGUAGUUUGUGUUGUGUGUGAGGCUAUGUAUGAGUAUUUCUUUAUGUGAAUAUGAUGUAUAAUACACACUGCUCUGUGUUGCUGUAGGGGUAAAUGACUAUGCAGGGUGUGGUGUCUGAACGGCUCGCUGCUAUCCAGGUGUUUCUGCUGGAAUUAUCCUACAAUGUAGGAACCUUAGCAUAAACACAACAUUUGUAAAUACCAAAAGGAACUUUUUUCAUGGUGUCUGAACAAAGUGGUAAAUUUAAUAUAAUUUUCUAGCUCUUUAUUAGAGCAAAGCCAAUGGGUCAUACAUCAGGGUUAGUGCAUAAGUAGUUUAUUUCUCACAAGGGAAAUUAAGCAACAACCCUUUUUCCCCUUAAUGCUAUUUCUUUUAUCUGUUUUAUAGAAACUAGACUUCAAAUAAUGUGAACAAAUGCAUUUAUUAUUAGAACUUUUACAACAUAUUACAACAAAUAAAAGGAUUUACAUUUUUGUAUUAUAUUAGGAGCUAAAGAGCCUGAAACAGUUUUACGUUUAGUUAGUCUGAAAAGCUUUGUUUAAACUGUAAUACGAACAUAAAAAAGAAAGAAAAUCCUAA